GAUAAGACUCGACCAACGAAGAUUGUGAUUGUUUUGCACGAACCGCGGACAAUAUUGCUACAAGUUAUACAAACACGACCUUGAAUAGUGAGGAAUCAAAGAUAUAUUUUGUCGAAUGAGCGUUUUUUUACAAAGUGCCGGUUAAUCAAAACAAUCGUGAUCGCAUACCGUGACACGCUCAAUCGAUUGAUGGCGCAAUAUAGUCUCGAGCUUUGUUUCCGGGUAGCUUUUCUCGCUGUACUUCUUCCUCUGGCUUCAGGAGCUUGUGUUGAUUUAGAUCUUGGAAUGGGAAGGGGAACAAUUCCAAACAGUAAUAUAACUGCUUCUUCUGUACGAAGUGCCAACACACCAGCCAAGAAUGGUCGACUGAACUACACAUCAGGACCGUCAUGGUGUGCAGGAAUAAGUGACACUAACCCAUAUCUACAGAUUGAUCUACAGACACUUCAUAUCAUCUGUGCUGUGUCCACUCAAGGGAAUUCUAAAGCAGAUCAGUGGGUGAAGAAUUACACACUAAAAUUUUCCAUAAAUGGAACAACUUGGACAAACUACAAGGAAGGUGGACAAGUGAAGUUUCUCAGAGGAAAUGAUGACAGGAACUCAGAAGUGAAGCAUGUUGUUUAUGGAGUGUUAGCAAGAUAUCUGCGAUUCCUGCCACAAACACACCAGGGUGAGGUGUGUAUGAGAACAGAGGUGUUUGGAGUGAAACAAAAGCAAACUUGCAAAAUGGAGGCCAUUGGUCUGGCCUAUGGUGGUAAAAUUCCAGACAGCAGCUUCACAGCCUCAACACAUGUUGCGCAUAAUCGAUAUAUACCCUCUAAAGGGCGUCUUAAUGGAGGUGAUCGGGGAUGGGGACCCAAAGAUAGAAAUGUAGCUGGUGACUACCUACAAAUUGAUCUGCUGUAUGAGUAUAUUAUCUGUGCAGUAGCUACUCAAGGAGCUAAUGGUAUUAAUGAGUGGACAAAAAACUACAAGAUCCAGUUGUCAUUGAAUGGUAGCAGUUUUGUCACCUACCAAGAAGACAAUGUUGACAGGGUCUUCACUGGAAACUCAGAUCAAAAUACCGUAAAAACAAACAGUCUGCAGGAAUUUGCAAGUGCAAAGUUUAUCCGCUUUUGGCCAAUGAUGUUUAAUAGUUGGAAGGUUCUUAGAGUGGAAGUUUAUGGAGUACUUCUAACUAAAGUUCCAUCCAAACCUCCUACUGAUUUCAAGUUGACCGCAACCUCUCCUACCAGCAUCAUGGCUUCCUGGCAGUCACCACCAGUCUUUGCCAGACAUGGAAGGACCAUAACUGGGUUUAUACUGUUCUACAAAAAGAAAAGUUCUGGUGUGCCAGUAAUAAGUUUGAAUGUAACAGAUGGAUCAACAUUAAGUAGAAAUGUCACUGGGCUUGAUGAGUACACAGAAUAUGAAUUUCAAGUCCUGGCGUAUACUUCUGAUGGUAUCGGACCAAAAAGUCAUGUUAAGGUGGAGAGAACAAAUGAAGCUGCUCCAUCACAAGCCCCAAGCAGCUUCAGUGUGAGUGCAGUUACUUCUACAAUUAUCACAGCAUCCUGGCAGUUACCACCAGUAGGCUCCAGAAAUGGAAUAAUUAAAGGAUUCAGACUGUUUUACAAAAAGAGAGGCUCUAAGGGACCAACAACCAUCUUGCCUAUAAAGAAUGGAACAGCAUUAAGUACAGAUGUCAGUGGGCUUGACGUUUACACAGAAUAUGAAUUUGAAGUGUUGACCUUUACUUCAGCUGGUGAUGGACCAAAGAGUUCUCCUGUAGUGGUUGUGAGAACCAGGAAAGAUGGUUGCGUUGAGUUCAAUCUUGGAAUGGAAGAUGGAAGAAUUCCAAACAGUGGAAUAAGUGCUUCCUCUUCCAGCACACCAGCCAAGAAUGGUCGACUAAACUACACACCAGGAUCAUCAUGGUGUGCAGGAACAAGUGACAGUAACCCAUAUCUGCAGAUUGAUCUACAGACACUUCAUAUCAUUUGUGCUGUGUCUACACAAGGGAAUUCUAAAGCAGAUCAGUGGGUGAAGAAUUACACACUACAAUUAUCCACAGAUGAAACAACAUGGACAGACUACAGAGAAGGUGGAAAGGUUAAGGUUCUGAUUGGAAAUGAUGACAGGAGCUCUAUAGUAAAGCAUGUUGUUUAUGGAUUGUUGACUAGGUAUCUGCGAUUCCUGCCACAAACUCACCAGGCAGGGGUGUGUAUGAGAACAGAGGUGUUUGGGGUGAAGCAAAAGCCAAUUUGUGAAGAGGAAGCCAUUGGUGUGGCCUUUGGUGGUAAAAUUCCAGACGACAGCUUCUCUGCCUCGACGUAUUACAGUGCUGCAUAUAUACCCUCUUAUGGUCGCCUUAAAGGAGGUAAACGGGGAUGGGGACCCAAGGAUAAAAAUAAAAAUGGUGACUACCUACAAAUUGAUCUGCAGUAUGAGUAUAUUGUAUGUGCUGUAGCUACUCAAGGAGCUCGAGAUACGGCUGAGUGGACAAAAAGCUACAAGAUUCAGUUAUCAUUAACUGGUACCACUUUCCUCUCCUACAAAAAAGACACUAACAACAAGGAUUUUCCUGGGAACACAGAUAGAAAUAGUAUCAUCAAAAACAGUCUACAGGACUUUUCAAGUGCAAAGUAUAUCCGCUUUCAACCGGUAUCAUAUAACGCUUGGAAGGUUCUCAGAGUGGAAGUUUAUGGAAUACUUCUAAGUAAAGUUCCAUCAAAACCUCCUACUGCCCUCAAGUUGACUGCAAAGUCCUCUGCCAGCAUUAAUGCUUCCUGGCAGUUACCACCAGUAAUUGCCAGACAUGGAACCAUUGCAGGGUUUAGACUGUUUUACUCAAAGAAAGGUUCUAGAGAGCAAGCAGUUAAAAACGGAACAACAUUAAGUAUGCUUGUCAGUGGGCUUGAUAAGUUCACAGAAUAUGAAUUUCAAGUGUUGGCCUACACGCCUGGUGGUGAUGGACCAAAAAGUUCUGUAAAAGUGGAGAGAACAAUGGAGGAUGUUCCUUCACGACCUCCAUCUAACUUUACUGUCAUUGGAACCUCUUCUACCAGUGUUACAGCAUCAUGGCAAUUACCACCAGCAGACUCCAGAAAUGGAAUAAUUAAAGGAUUCAAACUGUUUUACAAAAGGAAAGAACUGUCAGGGGCAGGAACCCUCUUUCAAAUCAACAAAGAAUCAACUUUGAGCAAAAAUGUCACUGGUCUUGAUAAGUACACAGAAUAUGAAUUUCGAGUGUUGACCUUCACUUCUGUUGGUGAUGGAGUAAACAGCUCUGUGGUUGUUAAGAGAACAAAAGAAGAUGUUCCUACACAGCCUCCUAGUGGCCUCACUGUGACUGCAACCACUUCUACAAGUAUAACAGCAUCGUGGCAGUUACCACCAGAAGACUCCAGAAAUGGAAUCAUCAGAGGAUUUAAAUUGUUCUACAAAGAGAAAGGCUCUUCAGGGCCACAACGCAUGCAGCGUAUUGACAAUGAGGCAACUCGCACUAAAGAGGUCAUUGGGCUUGAAAAGUUCACGGAAUAUGAAUUUCAAAUAUUGGCAUUCACUUCUGUUGGCGAUGGAUCAAAAAGUACAGCUGUUUUCAUUAAGACAAAGGAGGCUGCUCCUUCACGAUCUCCAUCCCAGUUCACUGUCACGGUGGAAUCUUCGACCAGUAUUUCAGUUUCGUGGAAGUCACCACCAGAAAAAUACAGACAUGGAAUCAUCAGAGGAUAUAAACUGUUCUAUAAAAAGAAAGACUCAGGUUUUGCAACCUCCUUCACUAUUGACAAUGGAAAAACAUCAAAAAUAGUUACUAACCUUGAUGAAUACACAGAAUAUGAAUUUCAGGUGUUGGCCUUCACUUCUGCCGGUGAUGGACUAAAUAGUUCGGUUAAAGUCGAGAGAACAAUGGAAGAUGCUCCCAGUGCACCUAUGUCUUUGUCUUUUGUUGAUGUGCCACCCAGCAAUUUGCAAGGUCCAAGAAUGACGUUGUCCUGGCAUAAGCCUGCAAAACCAAAUGGAGUUGUGAGAAGUUACACUUUGUUUUACAGUCACAGUGGAGGUACACCCAGAGAGAUUUCUGAACUACACAAAGGUGCAUUGAAUCACACAGUUGAUGUGUUGGGUGGAGCGACUUAUCAGUUUCAUCUUAGAGCUGUGACUAUUAAACCUGGAGCAAAUGCCACCAAAACAGUAACUACCAAGGAAUAUGCACCCAGUGUUGGCCCAAAACUUGCUUCACCCUCUCAAGUGAACAAGACCACUUUUAAUAUUUCAUGGGAACCUUUACCAAGAGGAAAGAGUUAUGGAAAUGUGAUACGGUAUGAAGUCAAGGCCAUUUUCUUGAAGAAAGGAAAUUUGCGUAAAAGAUCUGUCAUCGACAGCCCCUCUGUGAAUACCUCAGAUACAUUUGUUGUCUUGUAUGACCUCGAGCUUUGUUCUACAUAUAAUGCUUCUGUUCGAGCUUACACUGGAGCAGGGCCUGGACCUUAUGGUGUACCUUUAGAAUUGGAAACGUCCAGACCUGAAGCACCAGGGGAAUUUAGGGCAACGGCUUAUGGAGCAAACCAGGUUUCACUGGCGUGGAAACAAUAUGAUGAAAAGGAAAAAAUUGAAUACACUGUGAAGUAUACUGGGACAAAGGACUACAAUAAAACGUUCAAAGCUGGUGAGAAGAGUAUAGAAAGAAUAGAGACAACAACGAAGACGGUAACAGAAUUGAUUCCAGGCACCACUUAUGUUUUUAAAGUUCAUGGCAGUUCCAGUUGUGGCGAAAGCAUUUUUAAGAACAUCUCAGUGACAACACAUAUGAAAGCUCCUGAUGCCCCUUUUCCGCAUAAUGUGAGCGAUGUUGAGGUUUCCGGGACAGCUGUUGAUAUUUUUCUGUGGCCUGUUGAACAAAAAUAUGGUCCAAUCAGUGCUUAUCAGGUUAUUGUUCUGAAAGUCGCUGAUGGUGUUGAAGAGCUUCCAGACAAAUAUGAUUCAAAACUGAAAGCUGCAAAUGAUGCUAAGACAGAGGACGUGAAUUUUUACAUCGCUGCUGAGAUAGAAAAUAUCCCAUUACUGGACAAACCUCAGAAAUUUACUGUUGGCGAUGGUGAAAUAACUGAAGAAUAUGUGAAUAAAAAACUUGAAAAAGGAGAAAACUACAUUGUGUAUGAGAGAGCUCUAACUAAAACCGAGACGGUAUGUAAACUUAUUAUGUAAAAAAUAUCACUCUUUUAUUUCAAGUAGGAUCUGACAAUGAUUGUGGUGAAAUGGUCUGUCUUUUCUUUUCGAAAACAUAUCUAAUGUAAUCCCUAUCUACAAGUUUUAUUGCGGAGGAGGCGUAUCCUAAACUCACUAGAGCACUAACUUGCUUCUAUUAAUUGUACAACUGGGUUUACUGACCUCUUUCUGCGGCGAUUUUUAAGAGUAGUGAACUAGAAGUUACUACUGUCUGAUUUGGUACUGCUGUGUUUAAGUGAGGAGGUAGGCUAAUCUAAGCAUGUAGUAACUUUGCAGUUGCUUUCUUUUUGUCUCAGUUGCCUCUUUGGUGCACAAAGCUCGUGCAUUUUUGUUUUGUUUUGUUUUUGUUUUCGUUUAUUUCUCAGGAGGAAUUAAAAGGAAAAGCAAGUAUUGUUGCCAGAAUUUCCAUCAGUUCGACCACUACGGAAGGUGGGAAAAAGGGAAAGUCGAGCGGUUCUAAUGCUG
Stylophora pistillata is the source of this 5673-nucleotide messenger RNA. RefSeq names its product receptor-type tyrosine-protein phosphatase F. Gene Ontology annotation, cellular component: signaling receptor complex; external side of plasma membrane. The record is from RefSeq and is a predicted model, not a curated record. Gene Ontology annotation, biological process: proteolysis; cytokine-mediated signaling pathway. Gene Ontology annotation, molecular function: cytokine binding; cytokine receptor activity; aspartic-type endopeptidase activity. NCBI's taxonomy places the organism in Eukaryota, Metazoa, Cnidaria, Anthozoa, Scleractinia, Pocilloporidae.